Molecule: messenger RNA, 874 nt
Organism: Paramecium sonneborni
Lineage: Eukaryota; Ciliophora; Oligohymenophorea; Peniculida; Parameciidae
Source: the annotation of a GenBank genome assembly
CUUAAAUACUAUUUAUGCAAUCUAAGAAAUCGAAUAAAUCGAAUAAAUCCUUGCCUCUCAAAAAAGAUUUUAUAAAAAACAAGUGGAAUUUUUAAGUUUAAGUUCAAUCACUAAAAAAAGAAGGUAAAGUAGAAGAAGCUAUAGAUUUUUUAUGUUCAAUAUUAAGUACUUAAAUAUCUAACAUAAUUAUUUACCAAAACUUGGGUAAAAUUAUUUCAAUAUUUAGCAACCCUACUAGAAUAAAAGGAUGGAUUAUAGGAAGUCAUCGAUUUAUGGAAUUUUGGAAUAAAUAACAAUCCUAAAAAGAUUUCUUUUUAUAUAGAAAAAAGUGAUUUUCUCUUUUUCUUAUGAUUAGGUUAAUGCUUAGAAAGAACAAAUAAAUUAGAAGAAGCAAUCAAUUGUUGGGAUCAAGGGAUUUAAUCAAAUAAAAAUAAAUAUGAAUUUUACAAGAAAAAAGGUAAUAAUAUAUUAUAAUUAUUAGCAAUACUUUUAGAAAAGUAUGAUAAAUUUAGAGAAUUACUCAAUAACUGGAAUGAUGCAAUUUAAAAUGAUUCUAAAUAAAAAGUUUAUUACUAAGAAAAAGGUACUGUUAUUUGUUUAUAAAAUAUUUUAGCAAAUGUCUUAGAAAGUUAAGUUUAGUAAGAAGAAAUUGUUUAAUAUUGGGAGGAUUUGAUAAAUCUAAAUUAAAAUGAUAUUUAUUUCUAUUUAUAAAAAGGUAUACUUCUUUGAAUUAUUUUUAGCUAAGCUUUUAGAAAGAUUAGGUAAAUUUGAGGAAGUUAUAAAAUGUUGGGAUUAAGGAAUUGAAAAAAAUUUAUCUAAUCUUAACUUCUAUUUAUAUAAAAGUAUGAAAAAUUCAUAUUUAGCUUCUGCAUUA